AUGCUACAAGUUUGGAGAUCUUCCAAGACGUUUGGGACGAAGAGGUGGCGCCUGGUCAGUUAUAAAAAACUUGUAAAUACAAAGCUUGGGUAUCAAUUGCUUCACACGUCGAGGCUCUCCAACAAUGAGGAACAAAAGUUUCAAAGUAUAAUAGGGAACUCCAUCGAGGAAUUGACAGAAUCCCAAGAAAAAGUGCAUCAUGUGCCCCAAGAGUCUUCAGAAAUGCAGGCAGUAGCUAACGGAAACGUCAAGAAACCUCCUAAAGCCCACAAGAUCAUCAUUUUGAAGGCUGAGGAUUCUUUAUCAAGAAAUAGACGUAUUUUUGAAAAACAGUUACAACCCGAAAUUGAGCCAAUUAUGAACCUGCUAGAUUUUGAGUCACAAAAGAAACAGUUAUUAGUUUUUCAGACCAAAGUUACAGAGAAAGUUCUUAUCGACUCAAUUCACACGAUGAAACCAAGCGAUGUCAAUGUCAGUGUAAAUAGAUUUGAGCAGAUAGCUCAAGACUUGGCAAGUUCUUAUACCUUGAACCAGUUAAGAUUGUACUGCCAGACAUACUAUAAUGAUCAAAUACCGCAUAAGAUUUCAAAGAAAAAACUCAUAACUGAUAUAAUUUUGAGUAAACACUGGAACUUACAGAAGACAUCCAGUAUUGAUCCAUUGAGGGAUGUUAUAACUGAAAAAGUUAUUCAGUUGUCAGGGACUCGAGAUUUAUUUUUACUCCUGUCUUCUGACGGUAUUAUUCUUCAACAUUGGGCCAAAACUGGCGCUACCAUUGCUGUUUCCACUGAGGACUCCCAGUUGACUGUCAGAGCUACAAAAGCCACUGUUGAUUUUAUCGAAGUAAUGUUAGCAAAGAUUCUUGAGAAGAAAGAAACACAAUUAAUCAAUAUGAGCAUAAUUAAAGAGAUAAUGAAUGAUGUACACCUCAGCGAUUUCCCUUUAAACCAGUUAAUGACUGUCAGCAACGUUCAUUUUAAAAAAAUAGAUGAUUCUGAUGAACUAUUUUCAAUGUGCUCUCUAGGGUCUAAUAAGAUAGAACUUGCUAAAAGAUUAUUAGUGGCUGCUUUGAAUUAUAGACCAAAUACAACAGAGAGUGUUAUUCAGCUUACUGAUAAGUCGAGUACCAUCUUCUUCCCUUACAACGAAUCGACCACAUUGCCAUGGAAUUAUCAUGCCCAUGGUCUGUAUCGAUUGAGAACACCGCACAAACGAGUUUCGCAAGAUUCGAAAGUUCAAUUUGAGCCCGUCGGAGAGGAUCUGGUAGAAAAUCUGAAGGGCAUUCUGGAGCAAAUCGAUCAAGUUGAACAGGAAAUUACAAAAAUUGAAGGCUUGCAAGAACAGGAGCAAAUUCCUCAUGAAAAUAACCCAGAUCUCUCGUUUGACGAGCUGGAAGAAAUAGCAUACAAGGAUACCAAUACUGAAUUGAAUAAUGAAACGGAUCAAAUUUUGACAGAGUUCCAGGAGAAUGGUCUCUCAAAUAAAAUUGAUAGCACCGUUUCGGAUUUGACCAUUGAUCCAGCUAGAGUGUUUUCAGCUCUUUCUGGCAUCAAUGGGACCAAAAAUGAUGUGGAGUACGUUGCUUCAUUAGGCAAAGUAUUAUUCCCUAACCAAAACGUUGGUGAUGAUCAUUAUUUUCAAGGGCAUGUUCCUUCAAUCAAACAGUUGGUAAAUUCCUUACCACUCUUCUCUCAACAUGACCCUAGUUUCUCAGAGACGCAAGAUAGCUAUGACCAUUAUCUUCGCAUCAAAUUUUUACCCUCUCUUUUUGAGAAAGGUGAUAGCACCCAGAUCAUCGAAUCCGUAGACAAAGACUCGUUGAAGAAACCACCAGUGGAAUUCUGGUUUCCAAUCCAAAACCAUCAUGAAAAAAAAACAGUUCAGAUCGAAGGGCUACAGGUUGUUCGAGUCAACCAAGAAAAAAAUGUCUCCAUUCCAUUACCUUCAGAAGUCUGUGAUGUGAGAUUCAGUAGCAACGAAACUACACCCAUAGUCAGACCAAAUGAAACCAGUCAAGACUUUUCAAUCUGGCUCAAAGACCAGCCAGGAAUCAGAGAGUUUUUACAAAAUUCGACCAUCGCACUUGGAUCUAGACUCAAUCUCUUAAGCAAUGUAAAUAUUGAGAUACAUGGGGAGACAGUGAAUUAUACCUUCACAGAAAUCGAACAGAGGAGACAAUUAGAACUGAAUUACAGACAACACCUUCUUCAAUAUUCAGCAGUGGAAGGAGGACUACUGGGUGGGAAAAGAACAGAAGUCAAUCUGGUAAAUAUGGCUGAAGCCCCUGCAACUACAGAGUCAUUUGCCAAGUUUUCCAAGGACGUUCUGGAUCUUGUUCGUAUACUAAGUUGUACAUAG
Messenger RNA from Komagataella phaffii GS115, 2358 nucleotides. RefSeq lists its product as uncharacterized. The coding region runs from base 1 to 2358 and encodes 785 amino acids. The transcript has a single exon. NCBI's taxonomy places the organism in Eukaryota, Fungi, Ascomycota, Pichiomycetes, Pichiales, Pichiaceae. The record is from RefSeq and is a predicted model, not a curated record. Gene Ontology annotation, cellular component: mitochondrial inner membrane.